Molecule: messenger RNA, 3608 nt
Organism: Mytilus trossulus (common blue mussel)
Lineage: Eukaryota; Metazoa; Mollusca; Bivalvia; Mytilida; Mytilidae
Exons: 10
Coding region: 97-2190 (697 amino acids)
Biological process (GO): protein phosphorylation
Molecular function (GO): ATP binding; protein kinase activity
Source: RefSeq, a predicted model, not a curated record
AAUGUAUACGUAUGACAUUUGCCACUGGGCGUAAAUGAAACAUGAAAAUGUGUACAUAACAGCCAUUAGUAAUACGAGGAUUGCACAUAGAUUAUAAUGGCCUCCGCGACUAGUUCAAGUGAUUUUGUGAUUGGAAAGCUUCUAGGAGAAGGUGCUUUUGGGAAAGUAUUUUUAUGUCACGAAAAAACGGAUAAAUCACGAAAGUAUGCCAUGAAAGUGAUUGAUUUAAGUAAGUCUCCUCCGGAAGAACGAGACUCAGCAGUCCGGGAAGCCAAGUUAUUACAGCAACUUAAACAUGAACAUAUUGUGGCGUAUGUUAGCUCGUUCAGGGAAAGGGCAUCGUUGUGUAUAGUGACUGAAUAUUGUGAUAGCGGAGAUUUGUCUGAUGCACUGGAAAAGCAACGAGGGAGAGCUCUUCCUGAAGACCAGAUAGUUAACUGGUUUGGUCAGAUAUGCAGAGCUUUAAAGUAUCUUCAUAUUAGAAAUAUAUUGCAUAGAGAUAUAAAGACACAGAAUGUUUUCCUGACUGGACCAAAGAAAGAUGCAAAAUUAGGAGAUUUAGGAAUAGCUAAAGUAUUAGACAGACGACAGUCCAAAGCUGUUACAAUGUGUGGAACUCCCAGUUACAUGUCUCCAGAGAUAUUUCAAGGCAAACCGUAUGAUACAAAGAGCGACAUUUGGUCUAUGGGAGUCGUUGUAUAUGAAAUGACAACUUUGGAAAAACCCUUUGAUGCUAAUUUCAUGCAGCAGUUAAUAUUUCAAAUUGUCCAUGGAAAGCUUCCUCCAAUGCCAAAAGAUAAAUACAGUAAACAGUUAUGUAGUCUGUUAGAAAAGAUGUUGUGUAAAGAUCCAAGUACAAGGCCUUCUGCUGAUGACAUUUUGAAAAAUCCUUCGUUUAUAACAUUCAAACAGAAUAAGACUCGGAAACAUAAAACAAAAUAUUAUGAAACCCAGACUGGUAACACCGAUGCUAAAAUUAAGUAUCAAUUCAGCACUAACGAGGGACUGGUUAUUAAGUUAUACAAGAAACAUAUUGCUAGGCUCGAUGUAGAUGCCAUUGUUAAUGCUGCUAACCAUCGCUUAGCUAACGUUGGGGGUGUGGCUGAUGUAAUAGCGAAAGCUGCGGGUCAUAAAAUGGCACAAGAAUGCAAUCAUAUUAUAACACAGCAAGGUCAAAUACUUGACGGAGACAACGUGGUGACUUCAGCUGGUAACCUUCCAUACAAAGCUGUUAUACAUGCAGUUGGUCCGAGAUGGCACGAACACAAAAAUAAAGCGGAAUGUCUGAAGAUACUAAAGUUUACUAUCAUCAAUAUCCUAGAUACAGCACGUUCAAACAAUUUUAAGUGUGUAGCAAUGCCACCGAUUAGUUCAGGGGUAUGUGGUGUUCCUAAGUCUAUGUGUGCUGCCAUGUACUUGAGAGGUAUUUCUGAAUUCAGUAAACAAGGACAGUUGGGCUCGAUGAAAGAAUUCCACAUUAUAGAUAUACACGACGAUAUUCUGGACAUGACAAACGAUUGGUAUUCUAAAUUGCAGAAGAAUCCACGAUGUCUUGAUGUUGACGCAGUACUUUCUGGCUCUGACGGUGUUAACAUUUUACGGAAUUACCGCGGUAAAACUGAUAUACAUAUUUAUACAAAAGAUAUCCUGAAAAUAAGAGGCAUUGAUGUCAUUGUUGUGAGUGAAGACAGUUUCGUCAAAGGAGAGGGAGGUUUAUCUAGAACAUUGCUUACUGCUGGCUGUGACCAAUACAGACAAGAACAUCGACAACUACAACCACAGUCAAAUAACUCAACUACUGGUUUAUCUCGAACAGUGGUUUUCAUGACAACUGGUGGUCAUAAGCUGCCUUUCAAACAUGUCGUGCAUGCAGUUCUCAGGAGGGAAAAGGGCGAUACUGAGGACCAGUAUCAAACCGUCUUAUGGUCAACCAUUGACAAUGUUCUGUCGACAGUAAAUACUAUGAAGACUGCGAACGAUGUGACCCUAGCCAUACCAAUGAUAGGUCUAGGUGCAAAACCAAGCGAUGAAAUAAUGAAAAAGUGUUGCUGGACUUUAAAGGAAUCCAUAACAAAGUUUCUUGAAAUAUGGCCAUCAAUACAUAUUAGUGAAAUACACCUAGUGAAUAACUUUGAUACAACCACGAGAGUACUCCAACAGAUGUUUCACAAUACCAAAUCAUCUCGAUGAACCACAGCUAUAUAUGCUGGCUUACCCUAGGGCAACACAGCGGCCAAAGAUUUAAAUUUCUGUGAUAAUACGUUUUCUCAUUGAUGCAUUAGUUACAUCCUUUUAUAUUUUUAUCAUAAAGAACCAUGCAUUAUCUCUAUAAUCAGCAUGGUAGUUAUGUACUUUUCUUUUGAAAAACAAAUCCUGACGUCAAGUGUUAUAAUGGAGAUUCGUUUUAAAAACUCCAAGUAAAGCCGAUAACGUCGAGCGAGCGUGUAACUUCGUAGUCCUAUGCUAUAAGACUUCGUAGGUUCAUCUUGUUAGUUCUUUUUUGUCGGAUAUUAUUUAACUAUCAAUGGUGAACCGGACUAGUAACUUCGUUGAUGAUAUAAGAAUAUUUGUUGAACAGAACAAUUGCCAUUAUAACGCUUCUUUUUUCUUAAUGAGGGCAUGAUAGAUACAGAUUUUUAAUAUUUUUAUUUUAUUUUUUCAUAAACAUUAUUGAUGUAUGAAUUCAAUUCGUUUGAGUAGGCGAUGUGCAAUCGCUCGCUGUAAACCUGGAAAUCAUUACUAACUGGAUUUUUUAAUUAUUGUAGCAUGCAUUUUUAUAUUUUAAUUUAAAUAUUAUUUAUAAGGAAAUAGGAAAUAUUUAAGAUAUACACAUUUUAUAUUUCCGUGUAGCAAUUUCGUUAGAGAAAAAACACCACUAGCUGGCACUAGCUAACUAUGUAAGGGAAGACUGGGGUAUCAUGAAGCAAAACCAUUAGGUUUCUCAAGCUUUUCUUGGACAAAUUUGUAAUCUAUACCUUUUGUUAUUUACUUGUAAAUCAUUUAAGUUCAAAUCAUGGUAAAAUAGUUAAUAAAUGAGGAAAUGUAUUAGGGUUAUAAAAAAUGCAGUCACUGAUAUACUUUUGCAUAAUUCUUAAUCUAAUGUCUCAUCACAAUAUCUAGUUAGUUAAGUGGUUUCAAUAUAGCGGGGAAGACACUGCUUCUGUAUCCUUCCGGAACACUUGACAUUAAACUUCAGCUUUGGUAGGGUUCGUCUGGUUCACUUUAGUUUAAAGUAUUAUAUUUAAAGAGCGAUGUCGCACACAUUUGGGAAUAAUUUUGUUAACAGUUACUGUUAAACUUUUGAACUUUAACAAAAUCUUAAUUUAUUCUUUUAACUGCCAUGUCCGCAUAAAUGUCAUCAGCUGGAUUCAUGACAGUAAUGGGAAUACAUUGGGUCCAUGAAACACAUGUAAUAAAAUUUUCUGUUUUUGAAUGUUUGAAAAAAACAAUCUAUUUUUGUGCAUUACCCUGGUUUAUUUCCCCCUAGUCUUACACGUAUGUUUUAGUAAUUAGUAUCUAUCUCGAAUACCUCAGACUUUCAUAGUCUAUUAUUAAGGUUGGUUUUUUUUGUUGAUUUUGUUGUUGUUUUUUUCAUCAUUUUGUCCGAU